CAUUUGACAAGACACUCGAAGGCUGUGAUCAGCUGUGACAACGAUCUUUUCGGACACCGCGUAUAUAGCCGCGACCACGGUUGACACGUCGCUCGCAUACAGACGCUUCAUCACGUCCAGCUUCAUUAAGUAAACAAUGCACGCAGAGUUUAUCGUGCUUGUAAACGGAAGUCCCAGGAGGAAAACUAAUUUGUCAGAAGACGAAGUUAGAUUGCAGAUAUGACGUUGUUCGCCCACGCUUUUCCGGAAGACAAAAGCGGGCGGCUGCUUCGAUAGAAGGCCAGUCCCGCCAGUCUACCUCUGCCUGCGCGCAAAGUUCUCGCGAGUACGCUCGAGCACGCUCGAGUACAUUGACCUCGAUUCGGAUCCAAAUAUUGUCGACCGAAAGGGAUUUCGGUGGUCGACUGGUAUCAAAAGCCAUCCGAUACGAGAAGGUGCGUCAGUGUGCGUGCGCGUGCCAUGUGCACAGCACGCCAGCGUGUGCUCCCUCUCCCUUCGCCUCAGCUGAGCGCGUGGACGGAAAUUCAAAAAAUACACACCUCAUUAAUGAUGUCGAGAGAUUAAACCGAUUAAGCUCCCGCUCUUAUCAGUAUCGUGCCGAUGUAGCCGACGAUUACUUGUCGAUGCAAACGAGCGUAUCUCACCUAUACUAAAGUGUUGAUGAGGUUCUUCGAGUAUCAUUGAUGCGUUUGUGGAAGUGAGCACGUUGAAGAAUAUCCUGUGAAGAUGGGCCAAACCGCAGAAGGCAACAAUGACAGUAAUGACAAGCGGACUGAAAGUAACACACAGCAUAAACAUAAUGAAAGAUCUUCGGAGCCAGAUAGGCAACAGCAAUCUCUCCUACCAAAGGCAAGUGGUAGCACAGCGAGACAAGUUAGAGAAUACAUGCCGAGGUCUGGAAUGAAGAAGUACAAUAAUGCUUUGAGCAAUUUGAUACCAGUACGAUACCAGAACCAAAAGAAAGAAAAUUCACCAGCAGAUAAUGCUGGGUUAUUUUCGUAUGUAUACAUAACUUGGAUGACACCGUACUUUUGGAAAGCGUACAAGAAAGGUCUUACGAUAAAUGAUUUACCGGAUAUUUCAGUAUAUGAUACCUGCGAAUACAAUGCACUCAGACUUGACGUACUUUGGCAACAGGAGCUAAGUCAAAACGGUCCUAAUGCAGCAUCUUUUUCUAUGGUUGCGUGGAGAUUUGUACGCACACGAGUUUGCAUAUCAUGCUUUUUAUUAACUUGUUCUCUUAUUUUUGGAUUUAUCAGUCCUACGAUAAUAAUGAGGAAAAUAUUGGAGCACGUGGAGUCUCCAGAAGAGAACUUUUGGGAUGGCAUUAAAUGGGUUUUUCUAUUGACGGUAUGCGAUUCUCUGCGAGCUUUCUUCUUCACCUGGACGUGGAAUAUGAAUUACAAGACUGGAUUACGAUUGAAGUCGGCUUGUACAGCUCUAUUAUAUAAGAAGAUUAUGAGGCUGAAUAGUCUCGGCAAUAAAAGUACGGGAGAAGUAAUCAAUUUAUUUUGCAACGACAGUCAAAGGCUCUUUGAUGUGAUCAUUUAUGGGCCGAUGAUUAUCAGCGGACCUAUAGUUAUAAGUUGCGGUAUAAUUUAUGUAUUGUGGUUAUUCAAUCCCAUCGCUCUGGUAGGAAUGAUAGCUUUUCUCUCGUUUUAUCCAUGUCAGUACUUCAUCUCUCGCGCGACUGGCUACUUUCGCUCGAAGUCGGUAAAUAUUACGGACGCUCGAGUGCGACUCAUGAGUGAGAUCUUGGAAUGCAUAAAGUUGAUUAAAAUGUAUUCCUGGGAGAACUAUUUUGGCCAGAAACUUCUCGCCAUACGCAAGAAGGAGGAACGAUGGCUUCAUAAGACUGCUUAUUUUCAAAGUCUUAGCAUUUCUCUAACGCCUGCUAUACCUGUAAUAUCCGCGAUCAUCACGUUUCUAGCACACAUUGCCUCGGGCAGUGGAUUAACGGCCGCGCAGGCUUUCCCAAUGACCACGUUAUUUGGAAAUUUGCUUAGACUGGCACUCACGUCACUUAAGGAUACCACGCGAUAUUUUAUGAGCGCCCUCAUAGCUCUUAGAAGAUUCAAGGUGUUUCCCUUCGUAUCGGUGCUCAAUGCUCAAAUUCGUACCUCUUUCAUGUUUUUACAAGUGGCCUUAAUUAAUAUCGCUGCAGUAAAGAUAACUUAUGGCAGAAUAAAGGACGUAUUGCUGUUGGACGAGGGCAGUUGCCGAGCGUCGAAACCGAUUGUGAGAUCGCAAGCGGUUGCCAUUGCUAAUGGCACCUUUGUUUGCGACAGCAUAAGGCUUCAAACGGAUGCAUCAACCGACAGCAAAAAAAAGAAGAAAUCGCCACCGGUCACGGACAAUCCGCUUGAAUUGGAAAACCUGAAUCAACCGACGCAGGAAGCUAAGUACGUCGAAGUUCUUAGCGACCUGCAUUUCGGAGCACCCAAAGGAAAACUGGUCGGUAUCUGCGGCCACGUAGGCAGCGGCAAGUCCAGUCUACUGCUAGCAGCUUUGGGACAGCUGAGGAUGACGAAGGGAAACAUCCUGAGGGAAGGCACAUGCGCCUACGUCAGCCAACAGGCGUGGAUUGUGAAUGGCACCUUCAAGGAGAACAUACUCUUUGGCGAGGAGUUCGAUGCCAAACGUUACUAUCACACGAUCACAAUUUGCAACCUGAAGGAAGAUUUGAACAUGUUGCCGGGAGGAGACGAUACCGAGAUUGGUGAGAGGGGUGUCAAUCUGUCCGGAGGACAGAAGCAGAGGGUCGCGCUCGCGCGAGCAUAUUAUGCUAAUCGGGACAUUUACUUUCUCGACGAUCCUUUGAGCGCGGUUGACGCGUAUGUCGGCUCGUAUAUAUUUGAGAAAUUGAUCCUGGAAGCUCUAAGAAACAAAUCUGUUCUUUUCGUGACACAUAACAUUCAGUUUUUAAAACGUUGUGAUGAAAUCUACAUGAUGAAUGCGGGCAAGAUCGUAGAGCAUGGAACCCACGAAGAUCUGAUGCGACUCGAUAGGGAAUACGCCUCGAUGGUGAAAAACAGCACAAUUGUAACGGAAGAUCAUUUGUCAGCUGUUAAAUCUACGGGGGUGAUGCAGAGAAAUAUUGACGAUUCAGAAGUGCGAAAAGCGGAAUCUGCGUACAAGGAAAAUUAUGGAAAAGAGAAAUUAUACAAAGGAACAGCUUUAACAGUAGCAGAAAAGUCCGAGACUGGAUCUGUCAAGUCAUACACUUAUCACACAUACGUGCAAGCCACAGGUGGUUACUUGAUCGCUAUUAUUGUAUUUUUUACAUUUUUCUUGAACGUAGGCAGUUCAGCCUUCAGUACUUGGUGGCUCGCUGUAUGGAUUAAAGCUGGCGGAGGCAACGUGACUGUGUCAGGAACUAAUGAUACUGUAUAUUCGGAGAAUAUAAACGCCAAUCCUCACUUCUCGUUUUAUCGAGAUAUAUACGGCACCUGCAUCGCCGGUAUACUAUUGACAAGUUUUAUUCGUGGCCUAGUCAUUAUGUUUGCCACGAUAAAGGCCUCGACCACAUUGCACAACACGUUUUUUCGCAAAAUCAUUAGUUCUCCGUUGAGCUUCUUCGAAACCACUCCAAGUGGUAGAAUACAAAAUGUUUUCACUCGAGACAUAGACGAAAUUGACAAUUACUUACCUAUAUCGAUAGAAAAUAUGGUGCAAAAUAUUUUUACUUGUAGUUUUGCUAUUUUCUUUAUCUGCGGUAUACUGCCCUGGUUUUCGAUACCGUUACUUCUGUUUGGUACAUUGUUCUUCUUUGUUGGCAAACUGUUUAGAAUAGGAAUGAGGGAUUUGAAGAGAAUGGAGAGUGUCUCGCGGUCUCCUGUUUUGAGUUUCGUCACAACUUCUAUCCAAGGUUUGAGCACAAUUCACGCGUUUCAAAAGGAGAAGAAUUUCUUAUAUAGAUUUGAAGAGUUAUUCAACACGAAUAACUUAUGUCAGCAUCUGUGCCAAGCCGCGAUGAGAUGGUCUGCGGUGAGGCUGGACAGUUUGGUAAUUGCCUCGUCCUGCAUAACCGCGUUACUCGUGAUAUCUUUCAAAAAUGAGAUUUCGCCGGCCUUUGCCGGUCUGGCUAUGGCGUAUGCCACGCAAAUGACUGGCGUUUUCCAGUAUACAGUGAGACUGAUGUCCGAGACGGAGGUGCGCUUUAUAAGCGUAGAGAGAAUCAGUUAUUACCUCAAGACUUUGCAGAGGGAAGGUGCAAGCAGGACAGUCGCUCUUAAAAUAACCGAUGAUUGGCCUUCUCAUGGCAAAAUAGAGUUCAAAGCUGUUCAAAUGAGAUAUAGGGAGGAGCUACCGCUUGUACUGAUCGACGUCUCGUUUAACAUAAAGGCCGGAGAGAAAAUCGGCAUCGUGGGUCGCACGGGAUCGGGCAAAAGUUCCUUGGUCGUAGCUUUAUUCCGACUAGUCGAAAUUUGCGAGGGUGUUAUUAAAAUUGACGGUAUCGACAUUUCGAAAUUGGAGUUGGAUGUAUUGAGAAGUAAAUUGUCGAUUAUUCCUCAGGAUCCAAUUUUAUUCAGCGGCACUAUAAGAUCUAAUUUGGAUCCCUUCCAACAGCACGCCGAUCGCGAUAUUUGGAGCGCCCUUGAAAAGACUCAGAUGAAAGAAAAGGUAUCUGUUAUGCCGGGAAAUCUCGACGCUUCCGUUGGAUUUGGUGGAAAUAAUCUGAGCGUCGGCGAGAGACAGCUUCUUUGUCUUUCAAGAGCUCUAUUACAUAGUGCAAAGGUGCUGAUUCUGGAUGAAGCCACUGCCGCUGUUGAUCCGGAAACUGAAACGACGGUGCAGAACACCCUGCAGAACGAGUUCGCCGAUUGUACUGUACUUACGAUCGCUCACCGAUUGCAAACGGUCGUCACAUGUAAUCGCAUUCUCGUCAUGAGCGAGGGCAGGGUUGUCGAAUUCGGCCUCACCAUUGCGAACAUAAUCCCCAUUAUGAUGCUGGGGCGGAAGCAGAGCCUCAAGGGGGAACCCGUCCUGGCCGAUUACGGUCCGGAGGAGUCCCUCAAUGAGAGCGCUGACAUAGAGUGGGUCAACAAGUUAUGGGUGAGGAGGCUGAUGCGAUUUUGCGCCCUAGUCUCGUUGACUUCCGUUUGCCUGAACACCCCGAAAACAUUUGAGAAAGUACCGUCCCUCCAAUACGUUACCUUCAUUUGCGAUUUGAUAGUCACGUUUCUGUUCACUGCCGAGAUGAUCGCCAAGAUGCACAUACGGGGAAUACUGAAGAGGGAUAAGUCUUAUUUGAAAGACCACUGGUGCCAAUUCGACGCGAGUAUGGUGAUCUUCCUCUGGUUAUCUGUGAUCCUGCAAAUGUUCGAGAUGCUGGGUUUCCUCAUAAAGUUUAGUUACGCCUCGAUUAUGCGGGCACCACGGCCGCUGAUCAUGAUACGCUUCCUCCGAGUCUUCCUCAAAUUUUCGAUGCCCAAAGCCAGAAUCAAUCAGAUUUUCAAACGCUCGAGUCAGCAGAUCUACAACGUAACGCUUUUCUUCCUGUUCUUCAUGUCUCUUUAUGGCCUUCUGGGUGUGCAAUUCUUCGGCGAACUGAAAAAUCACUGCGUGCAGAACACAACCAAGCCCCAUUACAUCACGAUCAACAGCCUGGCUAUUCCCGAUACGUUCUGCUCCACUGAUCCUGGAUCCGGAUAUCAAUGCCCUGAAGGAAUGAUCUGCAUGAAGCUGGAAUUGACCAAGUAUAUCAUAGGCUUCAAUGGAUUUGACGAGUUUGCUACCAGUAUCUUCACCGUGUACCAAGCGGCUUCUCAGGAAGGAUGGGUCUUCAUCAUGUAUCGCGCGAUCGACAGUCUACCGGCAUGGCGCGCGGUUCUUUACUUCAGCACGAUGAUAUUUUUCCUGGCCUGGUUAGUGAAGAACGUUUUCAUUGCUGUUAUCACGGAGACUUUUAAUGAAAUCAGAGUGCAGUUCCAACAAAUGUGGGGCGUCAGAGGACACAUCAGCAACAGUUCGGCAUCGCAGAUACUGACCGGAGAUGACAAUGGUUGGAAAUUAGUGACAUUAGAUGAGAAUAAGCAUGGGGGUUUAGCCUCUCCGCUCUGUCACACCAUCCUUAAGUCGCCGCAUUUUCGCUCGGUGGUAAUGUGCGCGAUUCUGGCGAACGGUAUCACCACCGCGACGAUGAGCUUCAAGCACGACGAGAAACCGAGGCAUACGUACUACGACAAUUAUUACUGGGCCGAGAUUGUCUUCACGAUAUUACUGGACCUAGAGACCCUCUUCAAGAUAUGGUGCCUGGGCUUCCGGAGUUAUUACAAGCAUUCGAUUCACAAGUUCGAACUGCUGCUUGCCAUUGGCACGACUAUACACAUUCUUCCGUUCUUCUAUCUCUCUGGAUUCACUUACUUUCAGGUUCUCAGAAUGGUCCGGCUCAUUAAGGCAUCGCCGAUGUUGGAGGACUUUGUCUAUAAGAUUUUCGGCCCCGGCAAGAAGCUCGGCAGUCUCAUUAUUUUUACCAUGUGCCUGCUGGUGAUAUCCUCCAGUAUUUCCAUGCAACUCUUCUGUUUCCUCUGCGAUUUCACUAAGUUCGAAACCUUUCCCGAGGCGUUUAUGUCCAUGUUCCAAAUUUUCACGCAAGAAGCCUGGGUUGACGUAAUGGAUGAAACUAUGUUACGAACCCACGAAACGGUAGCACCGCUGGUUGCAGUAUAUUUCAUCUUGUACCAUCUCUUCGUCACAUUGAUCGUGUUGAGUCUUUUCGUCGCGGUAAUUCUCGACAAUCUCGAGCUGGACGAGGACAUUAAGAAACUGAAGCAAUUGAAAUUUCGCGAACAAAGUGCCGAGAUAAAGGAAAGCUUGCCGUUCAGAUUGAGAAUCUUUGAAAAGUUUCCAGACAGUCCACAAAUGACGUGUCUUCACAAAGUGCCGUCAGAUUUCAAUUUACCGAAGGUGCGCGAGAGCUUUAUGCGACAAUUCGUGCUUGAAGUGGAGGACGAGGAAAACGAAGGUGCAAAGAGAACUAAUGAAACCUUUGACUCGAAAAUAGUGUAUAGAAAGCAACGCCCGGUGAAAAUCUUAAACAAUCCGCCGAAGGUGAGAAGCGUUGUUACUAAUCUGAAGAAAGCGUCCGUUAUUUAUAUCAUAAACGAUUCCAACAAUCAGAGGCUUCUCUUGGGAGACUCCGCCAUGAUUCCAGUACCAGGGAAAGGACUUCUGAAACCGCAGGGUACUGUGAGUGGCGCCAAGCAGCUUCGCAUCGAUCCGAAAAAAUCAAUCAGAAGAAGUGUCCGAAGUGGAUCAAUCAAGCUCAAACAGACGUACGAGCAUCUCAUGGAAAACGGUGACAUAGGGGGAAUAAACAGAGUCAGUUCGUCGCGUAGUAGGCCGCAUGAUUUAGACAUCAAGUUGCUGCAAGCUAAGAGGCAACAGGCGGAGAUGCGAAGAAAUCAACGCGAAGAUGAUUUGCGAGAGAAUCAUCCGUUCUUCGACACGCCGUUGUUCGCGGUACCUCGCGAAAGUAAAUUCCGAAAAUAUUGCCAGCUGUUUGUCUAUGCGAGAUACGACGCGAGAUUGAAGGAUCCUUUGACGGGCAAGGAAAGGAAAGUGCAGUACAAGAGUCUGCACAAUUUCCUCGGUUUAGUGACAUAUCUCGACUGGGUAAUGAUAUUUAUCACGACGUUGUCGUGCAUCUCGAUGAUGUUCGAGACGCCGCGAAAACGCGUGAUGGAGACACCGGCGUUGCAGGUCACCGAAUACUGCUUCGUUAUUUGCAUGAGCAUCGAACUUGCGUUAAAGAUCUUGGCGGACGGUCUGUUCUUCACGCCCAAGGCCUACAUCAAGGAUGUUGCUUCUGUGUUAGAUGUCUUCAUUUACAUUGUAAGUCUCGUAUUCUUAUGUUGGAUGCCGAAGAGCGUGCCACCGAAUUCUGGAGCGCAGCUACUGAUGAUAUUACGAUGCGUUAGACCGCUAAGAAUCUUCACCCUUGUACCGCACAUGAGAAAGGUCGUUUAUGAGCUGUGCAGAGGAUUCAAGGAAAUUCUGCUGGUAUCGACAUUACUGUUUCUGCUGAUGUUCAUGUUCGCGAGUUACGGAGUACAACUGUAUGGUGGUAGAUUAGCAAGAUGCAACGAUCCCACGAUUUUGAAGCGCGAGGAGUGCGUCGGUGUAUUUAUGAGACGAGUGUUCGUGACGAAGAUGAAACUGCGACCGGGAAAAAACGAGAGUUAUCCAUCCAUAUUGGUACCGCGCGUUUGGGCUAAUCCUAAAAGAUUCAAUUUUGAUAAUAUUGGCGACGCUAUGAUGGCUCUGUUCGAAGUGCUUUCUUUCAAAGGCUGGCUUGACGUGCGGGACGUCCUUAUUAAGGCUCUUGGACCUCUUCACUCAAUCUAUAUACACAUUUAUAUUUUCCUCGGUUGCAUGAUUGGCUUGACAUUGUUCGUGGGUGUCGUGAUCGCGAAUUACUCUGAGAAUAAAGGCACCGCUUUGCUCACGGUCGAUCAAAGACGAUGGUGCGACUUGAAAAAACGUCUGAAGAUUGCCCAACCGCUGCAUUUACCACCCAGGCCGGACGGCAAGAUGUUUCGCGCUUUCAUCUAUGACAUCACGCAGAACAUUUAUUUCAAGAGGUUCAUCGCCGCAAUGGUGCUCAUGAACAGCGCCCUUCUGUGCGUUUCUUGGAGACUCGAGGAGAAACACACGGAAGCUUUGGCUACAGUCUCCACGAUUCUGACACUGGUCUUCCUCGUGGAAGUAAUCAUGAAAAUUAUUGCAUUUACACCACGUGGCUAUUGGCAGUCCAGAAGAAACAGAUACGAUUUGCUCGUGACAGUCGUGGGCGUUAUCUGGAUCAUCAUACACUGCACGAUGCAGAACGAUCUGUCCUAUGUAAUUGGCUUUAUGGUCGUAAUCCUGAGAUUCUUCACCAUCACCGGCAAACACACCACUCUCAAAAUGCUGAUGUUGACGGUCGGUGUGUCUGUCUGCAAGAGCUUCUUCAUCAUAUUCGGCAUGUUUCUCCUUGUCUUCUUCUAUGCGUUAGCCGGCACCAUAAUUUUCGGGACGGUGAAAUACGGAGAAGGCAUAGGAAGACGCGCUAAUUUUGAAUCACCGGUUACUGGCGUGGCGAUGCUCUUUCGCAUAGUGACGGGGGAGGAUUGGAACAAAAUUAUGCACGACUGCAUGAUACAGCCACCCUAUUGCACGCCGGCGGAUAAUUACUGGGAAACGGACUGCGGCAAUUUCCACGCUUCUCUAAUUUACUUUUGCACCUUUUACGUCAUCAUCACUUACAUCGUCUUGAAUCUUUUAGUGGCUAUUAUCAUGGAGAACUUUUCCCUAUUCUAUUCAAAUGAAGAAGACGCGUUGUUAUCGUACGCCGACAUAAGGAAUUUCCAGAACACGUGGAACGUCGUUGAUAACCAUCAGAAAGGUGUUAUACCGGUGAAGCGGGUGAAGUUUAUCUUGCGGUUGUUAAAGGGCAGAUUGGAGACUGAUCCGCAAAAGGAUCGCCUGCUCUUCAAAUACAUGUGCUACGAAUUGGAACGAUUGCACAAUGGCGAAGACGUUACCUUUCACGAUGUUAUUAAUAUGUUAUCGUACCGCUCAGUGGACAUAAGGAAAGCGCUUCAAUUGGAGGAACUUCUUGCACGAGAAGAAUUCGAGUACAUAAUCGAGGAGGAAGUCGCUAAGCAAACUAUCAGAACUUGGUUACAGGGCUGCUUGAAGAAGAUACGAGCGAAACAAAACAAUCUUAUCGCCGGGCUUCGCGCUACAAAUAAUGCAGCUAUGCUUAUUCAAGAUAUAGAGAAGGGUAAAGAGGAGAAAGGCAAGGAAGUUAGCGUCGAUCGUGAGGAGGAGAUUGAAACAAAGGAUGUCGAAGCCCCGAAGUAUAGGGCCAAGAAACCUAUGGUGCUUCCAAGAUCGGACAGCAUAGGAAGUGCUUCGGGAAGGAAGUACCUAGCACCGACUUUAUCGGAUCCCGCAGCCGUUCGAUCCGAGAAGGAUAAGAUCGCAGCGUCAAAGAAGAGAAAUAGCAGACCGCCAUCAAUGGUGAAAAAUAAUUUGCACCACCACUUGACGGAAAAUACGGAGCAGAGCAGGCAGCAACGGGAGGCGUUGAGCAACAAAACGACCGCGCCUAAAGUUUCCAGCGUCAUGUUGGAGGUUCGAGAAUGGUGGAAGGAGCAGUUAGCUUACAGCAGCGAGUCCAGCGAGGACGAACUCUGAACUUUUCGAAAUUGCGGAUCGUGAAUAAUUACGAUCGCAGCAGAUUGUGAAGUGAGGAUUCCUACUUUUAGCAAUUGUAUAAAAGACGAAUUCUUAGCCUAAGAAUUUUGCAUCCAGCGAGAAGGAAGAUCCAGGGAGAAACGUGGAAUGUGCCUAAUAAUUUUAAUCACAAACUCGAGGAACUUUAACGCGUUGAGCUUCAACCGUAAUUCGCCACCUUCACUGCUGAGAACUAUAUUAAUAUUUUGCUACGCCCAAGGCAGUGUGCACAGAGCGAGCUAAAACGUUCAAAUUUUUCGUUAUACGUUCAACGAAGCUCAUCGUGUUAGAAGAAUCGAUUUCCUACCGGAAGAGAAAGAGAGAGUUACAAUUGUCGAAACACGUACAUAUUCGCGACACAUUUCGCAUCGAAUUCGGAACAUCACUGCCGUGUGUCAAACAGAUCGCCCAUACGAAAAUGCUUGAAUCCUUGAAUAUCGGUUUGUUAAAAGAUUUCGAUGUAUGUUUUGAUGAAUUUUUCCGCACGUCACUCGCGCGUAUUUGUCACUCAUGCAUCGUGUGAUUCGGCUAUUUUUAAAACGUCAUCUCGAGGUAACUACAAUUGUAUGUAGCAAAUUUUGUACGACACGAAGUUAAUUAUCGCGCGGGUAAUAGCUAGAGUCCAUUAUGGUGUUAUUAAGGGCAACUGUGAGUACAAUUAGCAUAGGACGCGAUUCGUCGUAGAUAUUUUUGUCGUGAAGAGGGUACUGAUUCUGUGUAAAAAGAAAAAAACACAUUAGGACGUUGCAGAUCGUCGAUUGUUUCCUCCUUACAGCAAGAAUACGUCCCAAAGGCCUGUAUCGUAGAUCCACGCGAUUGAUUUGAUAUCGAACAGUUGUAAAAGUUUUAGCGCGUGACCGUUGAUGUUAUAUUACCUCUGUUAUUAAUUAAUACAGUAAUGCUGUUACGGGUGUCGCUUUAGUGAAAAAAAGAGGGUUGUGCAGUCGAGAGAAUUACUUGGCGGAGGGCGUAAGUUAUUUUGAAACACGAGUGCGUCGGCUCUCUAUAUUGUGUAUGUUGAACAUACGAGAGAUAAAUGGAGCAUUUAUAUUAAAUAUACGACUGUCGUAAGUUUUUUGUAACGAGACAAUGUGCGAGUAACGUCGUAAUAAAUUUGUGAGACGAACCUUUAGCGGAACGCGAUCGAUGUUAGCGCAAUAAUACGCAUACGCACACGCACGAUGAAUGUUAUGCAUAUAUAUAUAUAUAUAAAUAUAUUUACAGAAGCGGAAAAUGGAUUUAGCGUUGUGAGCCGCAUUACGUUUACAUCACUGUAAUGAAUGUUGAUGAUUGUUGCUAGUUUAUGUGCCAAUGUGUUGUCUUAUCGAGUAUAGGGCAAAUAAAUGUUGUUAGAUAUCAUUA
Molecule: messenger RNA, 11586 nt
Organism: Temnothorax curvispinosus
Lineage: Eukaryota; Metazoa; Arthropoda; Insecta; Hymenoptera; Formicidae
Gene: na
Product: sodium leak channel non-selective protein
Exons: 54
Coding region: 727-10185 (3152 amino acids)
Biological process (GO): monoatomic ion transport; transmembrane transport
Cellular component (GO): membrane
Molecular function (GO): ATP hydrolysis activity; monoatomic cation channel activity; ABC-type transporter activity
Source: RefSeq, a predicted model, not a curated record